AUGAAGCCCACUGCCAUGGCCCUGGUGUGCCUGCUGGUGGCGGGGAUGUUGCUGCAAGAUGUGACCAGCAAGAGCUUGCUUGUGGCAUCCUCCAAUUGCUGCUUCCAGUUUGUGAAGAAACAAAUUCCCCUGGCGAGAAUCGAUUGUUACAAAAACGUCAGUUCCUCCUGCGCCAACACUGAUGGGAUAAUAUUCCAGAUGAAGAAAGGCAGUAGAAGCUGUGCCCCUAGCAAAGAGAAGUGGGUUGUUCAUUAUUUAAAGAAGAUAAAAACGUGUAACCCGGUGGGAAAGUGA
Messenger RNA from Pteronotus mesoamericanus, 294 nucleotides. It is a transcript of the gene CCL1, whose product is annotated as C-C motif chemokine ligand 1. Gene Ontology annotation, biological process: eosinophil chemotaxis; immune response. Gene Ontology annotation, cellular component: extracellular region. Lineage: Eukaryota; Metazoa; Chordata; Mammalia; Chiroptera; Mormoopidae. The coding region runs from base 1 to 294 and encodes 97 amino acids. Gene Ontology annotation, molecular function: chemokine activity. The transcript is spliced from 3 exons. The record is from RefSeq and is a predicted model, not a curated record.